This is a messenger RNA of Triticum dicoccoides, 1355 nucleotides long. RefSeq names its product ADP-ribosylation factor GTPase-activating protein AGD12-like. The transcript is spliced from 9 exons. Bases 230 to 1201 code for a protein of 323 amino acids. Gene Ontology annotation, molecular function: phospholipid binding; GTPase activator activity. The record is from RefSeq and is a predicted model, not a curated record. NCBI's taxonomy places the organism in Eukaryota, Viridiplantae, Streptophyta, Magnoliopsida, Poales, Poaceae.
CUUUCUUGGUUUCUCCAAUCUCUGAUUCCAUAUGAUCCGAUCCUAAUCCGAGGGAAAAACAAGACCAUUUCUUUUUUCGUUUCUGCCGUAGUACUACAACAUGGCUUGACGACGACAAUUCGUCUUGGUCCUCCGUUGGAUUCCAUAGUAGGGUAGGAUUAAUCUCCUGGAAUGUCGACGGAUAUCAUGUGUCAUCAUCAAUAGAUGGAAAGAGGGGCUGGCAGCUGAGAUGAGUGGAGGGCAUGGUGAUGCUCGGAUGGCUUCAGGUAAGAUGGCAAAGCUGAAGGAGUUGUUGGACAGAAGUGAAAAUCGCAUUUGUGCUGACUGCAGCGCACCUGAUCCCAAAUGGGCAUCAGCUAAAAUUGGAGUAUUCAUAUGCGUAAAAUGUUCUGGCGUUCACAGAAGUCUCGGUACACAUAUCUCAAAGGUCCUGUCAGUGACACUAGAUAAGUGGACUGACGAUGAAAUCGACUCCAUGGUAGAAGUUGGUGGAAACUCGCAAGCCAACGCAAUCUAUGAGGCCUUUCUUCCAGAAGGCUACCGCAAGCCACACCCAGAUUCCGCACAGGAAGAUCGGCAAAAUUUUAUCAAGUCCAAAUAUGAACUUCAAGAAUUUCUGGAGCCAAGCUUACGGAUCGUCUCUAAUCAUCCUAGCAAUGCCGGAAAACAAGCAUCCAACUCACAUUCUGGUAGCUCCAAGAGUGAGAUUGGCAUGGUUGAGUUCAUCGGGAUACUGAAUGUCAAAGUCAUCGGAGGCACCAAAUUAGCUAUCAGAGAUGUGUCUAGCAGCGACCCCUAUGUUGUCUUGACCCUCGGACAACAGAAAGCGCAGACUUCAGUGAUCAAAGGAAACCUGAACCCCGUCUGGAAUGAAGAACUCAAGCUCUCUGUUCCUCGGAAGUACGGGCCUCUGAAGCUGCAAGUGUUGGACCACGACAUGGUGUCCAAGGACGACCUGAUGGGGGAGGCCGAGAUCGACCUGCAGCCCAUGAUCAAUGCGGCAGCAUCGUUUGGAGAUCCAGAACUGCUCGGCGACAUACAGAUCGGCCGGUGGCUCAAGUCCGGGGACAACGCUCUAACCGCCGACAGCGCUGUCAUGGUGACCGGAGGCAAGGUGAAGCAGGAGGUCUCCCUGAAGCUGCAGCACACCGAGUCGGGGGAGGUGACGGUGGAGAUGGAAUGGAUGGCUCUAAACAUUUAGAGAAUCCCGAUAUACGAUGGCAAAUUUGUAUUUUGCUGCAAAGGAUCCAUUGAAUCGACUUUUUGGGAAAAAUAAUAAUUUCUGCUACUAGUAGCAAGCAAUCACAAACAUAAUUUGAACUCAAGUUUCGCAGAGAAAAAGCAGUUUCGGUGAA